AUGAGUGACAUGGGUUUGCUCAAGUGCUUCCUUGGUAUUGAAGUUCACCAAAGUGAAGAUGGAGUGUUCAUUUCUCAAAGCAAGUAUGCCGAAAAGGUGUUGAAGAAAUUUGGUAUGCUUGGUUAUAACCCCACAUCUACACCACUUGUAGUGAAUGAGAAACUCAAGAAAGAUGAUGGAGAAAGAAAAGUUGAUGAGACUUAUUAUAGAGGUCUUAUUGGAAACUUGUUGUAUCUUACACAUACAAGACCCGACAUCAUGUUUGCUUCAAGUAUGCUUUCUAGGUUCAUGAGUUCACCUAGUCAUCUAAAUCUUGGCGUGGCAAAGAGGUUGUUGAGAAAUUUGGAUGUCAAAUUAGUUGGAUAUUGUGAUAGCGACUUGGGAGGGUGUAUUGAUGACAUGAAGAGUACAUCGGGGUAUGCUUUUUCUCUUGGUUCGGGUAUAUUUACAUGGGCAUCAAAGAAGCAAGAAACCUUAGCUCUAUCCACGGCGUAA
This is a messenger RNA of Papaver somniferum (opium poppy), 495 nucleotides long. RefSeq lists its product as uncharacterized. The coding region runs from base 1 to 495 and encodes 164 amino acids. The transcript is spliced from 2 exons. The record is from RefSeq and is a predicted model, not a curated record. Lineage: Eukaryota; Viridiplantae; Streptophyta; Magnoliopsida; Ranunculales; Papaveraceae.